GCGUUUCGUCUCCGACGACGCUCUGGACAAAUGGGAUAAGCCGACCGUUCAGGAGUAUACCCUUGACCAGAUCGAGAGCGAGCCACCUCGGCACUGGAUUAAACAAGAGCUCAUCGCUUUCCCGAGGUUUGUGUGCAGUGAAUGCAACCACCCGUAUUUCGAUGGGAUGAUUGAAUGCCAGUGCUGUACAAGGCAUCUAGCGGAAGUCACAGAUCUCUCCGUGAUCGCAGAACCGGUUCGCGUGAGAAGCCUCGCCACCCGAGAGGGCAGGCUGCCUAACAAGGUUCAUCUCCAACCAUCAGCCGGGCUCACGCGGCAACGUGUUCGACGCACAGGGCAAGACGAUGAGCAGGUGGAAAGAGUCCAGAGCACUGCUUCUACCGUCCGAGCGAAGAUCAUCAACCAACAGAAGCAGGCCGAGAGCAACUGCAGCGCCACACCGCAGGCUCGCAUGAACAUUGAUCCUAUGCAAGCCCACAAUUUCGCAAAAGCUGGCUUGAACUUCUACACCAUCGAGGCUCUCCAGCGCUUCGCUAACGUGAGGCUGCCUAAUCGCAAGGGUAAGGGCAAAGGAAAGGGAUCUUCAUCGUAUUACGAUGCCACUGGCAAGCUUGCGUUCCUAUGGGUGCCUGGUCAAGCGGAAAUCGACCUCCUCACGGAGUGUCUGAAUGGCUUCCAUGAUCGAUUGGUGAGAUCGCAGUCCUCAUCAAGGCAGUGA
Messenger RNA from Symbiodinium necroappetens, 718 nucleotides. The record is from the annotation of a GenBank genome assembly. Lineage: Eukaryota; Dinophyceae; Suessiales; Symbiodiniaceae.